Messenger RNA from Cebus imitator (Panamanian white-faced capuchin), 2054 nucleotides. Its product is annotated as olfactory receptor 51G2-like. Gene Ontology annotation, biological process: G protein-coupled receptor signaling pathway. The record is from RefSeq and is a predicted model, not a curated record. NCBI's taxonomy places the organism in Eukaryota, Metazoa, Chordata, Mammalia, Primates, Cebidae. The transcript has a single exon. The coding region runs from base 36 to 977 and encodes 313 amino acids. Gene Ontology annotation, cellular component: membrane. Gene Ontology annotation, molecular function: G protein-coupled receptor activity; olfactory receptor activity.
UCCUCACCUGGACUCUAGGUUCAUCCUUGAGCACAAUGUCUGUCUUCAAUAGUUCUGCCUCUUACCCUCGCUUCCUCCUAACGGGCCUCUCAGGCCUUGAAAGCAGAUAUGACUUGAUUUCCCUCCCCAUCUUCUUGGUUUAUGCCACCUCGAUUGCCGGGAACAUUAGCAUCCUCUUCAUUAUCAGAACCGAGUCUUCCCUGCACCAACCAAUGUAUUACUUUCUGUCAAUGCUGGCAUUCACUGACCUGGGCCUGUCUACCACUACCUUGCCUACCAUGUUCAGUGUCUUCUGGUUCCAUGCCCGGGAGAUCUCCUUCAAUGCUUGUCUGGUCCAAAUGUACUUCAUUCAUGUUUUCUCAAUUAUUGAGUCAGCUGUACUCCUGGCUAUGGCCUUUGAUCGCUUUAUAGCAAUCAGAGAACCCUUGCACUAUGCAGCCAUUCUAACCAAUGAUGUAAUUAUUGGGAUUGGGUUGGCAAUUGCUGGAAGGGCCUUGGCUCUGGUCUUUCCAACUUCCUUCUUCUUGAAGAGGCUUCAGUAUCAUGAUGUCAAUAUUUUGUCCUACCCUUUCUGCCUGCACCAGGACCUCAUAAAGACAACUGUAUCCAACCGUCGACUCAGCAGCAUCUAUGGCCUCAUGGUGGUUAUCUGUUCCAUGGGACUUGAUUCAGUGCUUCUCCUCCUCUCCUAUGUCCUCAUCCUGAGCACAGUGUUGAGUGUAGCCUCCAAGACAGAGAGAGUGAGAGCCCUCAAUACUUGCAUCUCUCACAUCUGUGCUGUACUCACCUUCUAUACGCCAAUGAUCGGGUUAUCUAUGAUCCGUCGCUACGGACAGAAUGCUUCCCCAAUUGUCCACGUGCUCAUGGCCAAUGUUUACUUGCUGGUUCCACCUCUCAUGAACCCCAUCGUCUACAGUGUUAAGACAAAGCAGAUUCGUGACAGAAUCCUGAAGAAAUUCAAGAAAGAUGAAGUGUAGAUGACAGAGAUUCUGAAACAUAUCUUUCCCUCAUUCUCUUAAUAUUUAUGAGAAUACUUAAUGUAGUGUAGGAUUUUGAAUUCAUGUUACCAAUGAUAUUUUGACUUUAAGAUACUGUAUGUAAACCUUGAUAAUAGUUAAUCUGUAUAUUUUCAAUACAGAGAAUAAAGCUGUAGUUACAUUUUACAGUGAAGAUAUUCAUUACACACUGUGAGGGUCCUCAAUAUAUCAGAGUAAGAUUUAGAUUUCAAAAGUUUUCCCAUACUCUUUAACUUAAUUUAAAAAAUGUUUAAAUGCAAGUUUUUAUCCUCUGUUCAGGGAAACAAAAUAUUUCUAGUAGGAGAACCUCAUAUCAAAAAUGGACGAUAAAUAAAUAAAACCUAGCAAACUUUUAGAAGUGUAGAAGAAAGAAAAGUUGGACCAAAUUAAUCAAAUAAAUUGGAAUAAAGCAGAAACAGUGAUGAUGUAUGUAGGAAUCUACAGAGGGUUUUCUAUUAUGAGUAGAGACGCUAUGAGAUCCAGACUGCUGUCCAUUUUCUUAAAUCUGGGUUUUCAGUACAUUUCUAAAUUAUUGGUGGCAGUCUCAAGUUGUUCUGCAUCUUAAAAUGUGUUCCUUAUAAGCUGAGCAGGAAGGAAUACAGUUCUUCAUUUCCUGUGUUCCCGUCCAUAUACUGUCCUGAUCAUCCUUUUCUGUGUUCCCAAUGGCAUUCUGCACUGAAAUGCUCAACGUAUUUUUGGAGAUUAUAUUCUUCAUUGUUAAUUAUGGGAUUUAUACAAAUACAUAUUUUAAUUACUAGAAAAUUCUGAGAUGUUAUGCUAUGAAGGCUUUGUUUUCAACUAAAAUGAUCAACUGAAAUAUCUGUUUUUAAUUUAUAUAGAACAAGAAAAUAUCCUUAAAGAAUUGUGUAUACUCAUUAAUUCAACUUCAUCACCUUACACUCAAACCUGAAUCUGCUGUGGUCUGAUUUUCAUCUUCAUGAUUCCACUGAUUUGCAGUUUAUGAUAUUUCUAGUGCUCUACUUGUUACUAAAUUCAACAUCAAUAUCUUGAUUAAACUUCCAUUUUUCUUUGCAUUAU